Molecule: messenger RNA, 2033 nt
Organism: Lagenorhynchus albirostris (white-beaked dolphin)
Lineage: Eukaryota; Metazoa; Chordata; Mammalia; Artiodactyla; Delphinidae
Gene: NR2F1
Product: nuclear receptor subfamily 2 group F member 1
Exons: 3
Coding region: 8-1276 (422 amino acids)
Biological process (GO): anatomical structure development; negative regulation of transcription by RNA polymerase II; cell differentiation
Molecular function (GO): nuclear receptor activity; RNA polymerase II cis-regulatory region sequence-specific DNA binding; zinc ion binding
Source: RefSeq, a predicted model, not a curated record
CAAAGAUAUGGCAAUGGUAGUUAGCAGCUGGCGAGAUCCGCAGGACGACGUGGCCGGGGGCAACCCCGGCGGCCCCAACCCCGCAGCGCAGGCGGCCCGCGGCGGCGGCGGCGCCGGCGAGCAGCAGCAGCAGGCGGGCUCGGGCGCGCCGCACACGCCGCAGACCCCGGGCCAGCCCGGAGCGCCCGCCACCCCCGGCACGGCAGGGGACAAGGGCCAGGGACCGCCCGGCUCGGGCCAAAGCCAGCAGCACAUCGAAUGCGUGGUUUGCGGGGACAAGUCGAGCGGCAAGCACUACGGCCAGUUCACCUGCGAGGGCUGCAAAAGUUUCUUCAAGAGGAGCGUCCGCAGGAACUUAACUUACACAUGCCGUGCCAACAGGAACUGUCCCAUCGACCAGCACCACCGCAACCAGUGCCAAUACUGCCGCCUCAAGAAGUGCCUCAAAGUGGGCAUGAGGCGGGAAGCGGUUCAGCGAGGAAGAAUGCCUCCAACUCAACCCAAUCCAGGCCAGUACGCACUCACCAACGGGGACCCCCUCAACGGCCACUGCUACCUGUCCGGCUACAUCUCGCUGCUGCUGCGCGCGGAGCCCUACCCCACGUCGCGCUACGGCAGCCAAUGCAUGCAGCCCAACAACAUCAUGGGCAUCGAGAACAUCUGCGAGCUGGCCGCGCGCCUGCUCUUCAGCGCCGUCGAGUGGGCCCGCAACAUCCCCUUCUUCCCGGAUCUGCAGAUCACCGACCAGGUGUCCCUACUACGCCUGACCUGGAGCGAGCUGUUCGUGCUCAACGCAGCCCAGUGCUCCAUGCCGCUGCACGUGGCGCCGCUGCUGGCCGCCGCCGGCCUGCACGCCUCGCCCAUGUCCGCCGACCGCGUCGUGGCCUUCAUGGACCACAUCCGCAUCUUCCAGGAGCAGGUGGAGAAGCUCAAGGCGUUGCACGUCGACUCGGCCGAGUACAGCUGCCUCAAAGCCAUCGUGCUGUUCACGUCAGAUGCCUGUGGCCUGUCGGACGCCGCCCACAUCGAGAGCCUGCAGGAGAAGUCGCAGUGCGCGCUGGAGGAGUACGUGAGGAGCCAGUACCCUAACCAGCCUAGCCGCUUCGGCAAACUGCUACUACGACUGCCCUCGCUGCGCACCGUAUCCUCCUCGGUCAUCGAGCAGCUCUUCUUCGUCCGUUUGGUAGGUAAAACCCCCAUCGAAACUCUCAUCCGCGAUAUGUUACUGUCUGGGAGCAGCUUCAACUGGCCUUACAUGUCUAUCCAGUGCUCCUAGACCUUGGGCGCUUCCCACCUGCCCCCACCCCCUAGAGACUCACAGGACCGGCGGGGGGCCGUGGACUCCAAUGCCGCGGGGACACCAGGCGGCCGAUGCAGGGUGCGGUGGGCCGGGCAGCGGGGAGGAGGGCCAGGGCGACAGGAGCAGCCCACCGUGCAGAAAUGCAACCCGAGCUGCAAACCAGGAGAAAAAGAGACUCUUUUUAGUGUCAGAUCUGUGGACACGUUGGAAAGGAAAGGAAAAAGACCUUGUGUCUGAUGAGAAAAAGAAAAAAAUUUGGAAGAGAGGACCAUGAAAAUUUUAAUAAAACAGAAGGAGACUAACGGACCUUCCAGGAUUUAUUGUGGACAGAUGUGGAUAUAUUCUGUACAGAAAACAACACACAUGGAAGUGGACCGAAUCCUAUGUAGAAACACACACACACGCACACACACACACGUUGUUAUUCAUUUUGUAAAAUACUAGUCUUUAUUUUCAUUUUUUUGUAAAAUUUAAACAUCGUAUGCAUAUAAAAAAGAAACAAGAAUUAGGGGAAAAUAACAUUUUCCAAAUAAUUAUUAAAAAAAUUGUCCUGUGUCUAUGUAUCUAUAUCUGUUUUGUAUUUUUUUCUGGUUCCAAACCAGAUUUCCUGUGAUUCUAUACUAAUAAUUUUUGAUAUAACCCUUUGCUUCUUAUAAUGAGUGCGAUAUAUGUUGUCGAGGCUGUUCUUCAAGAAUUAAAAUUGAAGUGAAAAUUUAAACAAAAAAUAAAAGAA